GAUUGAAAGCUCAUAUCUUUCUCUCUCUCUCUCUCUCUCUCUCUUACCUAAGCUCUCUAAGUGCAUCGUUGAUAGAAGUUAUCAGACUCUACCAAGCUUUUAUCAUCAUCAAGUUUUGUCCUUUCAAUAUCCAUUUCUAAGCUCAAAAGGGGAAAUAAAAAAUCUCAGAUUUUAUCACUGGAUUAUUGUUUUGAUAACCUUUUUCUCCAGCUUUCAAUCUGCAGUAGUUUCGUGGAUCUUAAGAGCCUUGAUGUGAUAAUUGCCUUAAUUGAAAGGUUAAUUUAGAUCUGGGGAUUAGAUGGAAGGGAAGGUGGGUAGACCUAGAGGUAGACCAAGGAAACGCACAAGGCCAGAGGAUACGAAUGGUGUCUCCUCUAACCGAGGAAAGAGGAUUGCUUUGGAGAUUAAACCUUCAGUGCCAAGAUCCUUACUUUGUCGUUAUGUGUUGAAAGAUUUUGAUGAGAGCAGAGUUUCUCUCGGGAAGGUAGUUUCCUACAGUUCUGGGCUGUACAGAGUUGAAUACGAGGAUGGUUGUGUUGAGGAUUUGAAAAGUUGUCAUCUUCGUCAGUUGAUUAUCGAGGAUAGUUACUUUGAUGAUGAGUUACGUUGUAGAAGAGAUAAACUAGAUGCGUUACUGAAGCUGGAGCUGCAAAAUAAAGUAAAUGGAGCUGAGGUGCCUACAUGUAGUACUAGCUCAGGCUCUGUGGCGGAAGAGGGAGGUGGUGAAGAUAGGAUAGAUCCAGAUUUGGAAACUAUGUCUCCUCUUGUUCCGGUUCCGGCGGUGGAUUUGCCUUGUUCUUCAGGAACAAUUGGUGUCCCUGAGGAGGGUGUAAUGCAUCUGUUAUCUGUAUACGGGUUCUUGAGAUCGUUCAGUGUUCAGUUAUAUAUCUACCCGUUUAGGUUGGAUGAGUUUGUGGGAGCGUUGAAUUUCUUAGGACCGAGUUCUUUGGUGGAUGCCGUUCAUGUUGCCUUGAUGAAGGCACUCAAGGGUCGUCUUGAGAGACUGUCCUCAGAAGAGUCUGUAGUGGCUUCAAACUGCUUGAGGUGCAUUGAUUGGAGCUUGCUCGAUGCGCUAACUUGGCCUGUUUAUUUGGUUCAGUACUUUUCUGCCAUGGGACAUGCACGUGAGCCUCAGUGGAGUGUUUUCUAUGAAUUUUCUGUGAAGAGAGAGUAUUAUUCCUUACCUGUAGUGAUGAAGUUGAAGAUCCUGCAAAUUCUGUGUGACGAUGUUUUUGAUGUAGCAGAUGUAAGAGCUGAAAUCGAUACUCGAGAAGAAUCUGAAGUUGGAUAUGAUCCUGAUGGAGUUACUGCUGAUCUUCCUGAAAAUGGACCUAGACGUGUCCACCCUAGAUUUGCUAAAACCUCAGCUUGCAAGGAGAAAGAGCUUAAUGGAUUUGUUCCGGUAAACCAUGGGAUAAGCUCAAUGGCCGAGUCAAAAAGUUUGAGUUCAAGAUGUACUGAUGGUGCUCCUAAUGGAGUUAGCUCAGAUGUGGAUGGAAACAGUGACGAAUGUAGGCUCUGCGGCAUGGAUGGAACGUUGCUGUGCUGUGAUGGAUGCCCUUUAGCAUAUCACUCAAGAUGCAUUGGCGUCCUCAAAAUGUAUAUACCUGAUGGGCCGUGGUAUUGUCCGGAAUGCACUAUCAACAAAAUGGGGCCAACGAUUGCUCAUAAAACGUCACUAAGGGGAGCAGUGUGUUUUGGAGUGGAUCCACAUGGGCGGCUCUUCUUGGGUACAUGCAACCACUUACUUGUGCUUCAAAUUUAUGCGGAUGCAGAUAUUAAAUACUACAGUGUCACUGACAUUCCAAAAGUUGUAACGGUCCUCUUGUCUGCAACGAACCAUAGACUGGAACAUCUGUAUAUAUGCAAAGAGAUCUCACAAUACUGGGAUCUGCCCGGAGGUGUGGUCGCUCAUUUAAGAGCAGUUGAGACUGAUUUAGUAUCUCACAUGCAAAAAGAAGGGGAUGAAGAGAUGUCAGACCUGAGUAAGCCCGAGAAUGCAAGUAGUUUCAAUAUUCAAUGCGCAUCUGCUUCAGGCUAUGUUGGAGGUUCUGGUUUGGGUAGAUCAAGUGGAACGCAUGAGAAGAAUUUGCUUGCUGGCAUUACACACAAGGGUUCAACAUUUAAACCUCACGCGUACAUUAAUCACUACACAAAUGGAGAAUUAGCUGCAUCAGCUGCUACUACUUUGGCUGUCCUAUUGUCAGAAGAAACACAUGAACCUGAUCAACACAAGUUUAGCAACACCAAGAAAGCUGCCUCGAGUAACAUUUUGCUGCAGGUGAAAGCAUUUUCAUUAGUAGCCUCGAGUUUCUUCUGGCCAAGUCCUGAUAAGAAGGAAAUCACCAGGGAAAGGUGUGGCUGGUGUCAUUCUUGCAAACUCACAUCAGCAAGUAGGAGAGGAUGCAUGUUAAAUGCAGCUGUAACAGGGGCCACCAGAAGUGCUGUGAAAAUCUUUAGUGGCCUUUUUCCUCUGGAGAACGGGGACGGGGUGCUUUCGAGUAUUGCAGCAUAUAUACUAUAUCUGGAGGAAAGCUUACGUGGUCUCAUUGUGGGGCCGUUUCUCAGUGAGAGUCUUAGGGAACAGUGGCAUAAGAAGUUAGAGGAGGCCUCAACAUGCAAAGCGAUGAAAGCCCUCCUGCUUGAACUUGAAGAAAAUGUUUGCAGUAUUGCUCUGUCAAGCGGUUGGCUUAAACUAAUGGAUGAUUGGUUGAUAGAACAUUCUAUUUUUCAAAGCGUUCGAGUUACUGUUGGGGCCACACAGAAACGUGGACCUGGAAAGAAGAGGCAGAAGAACCAGGCUGAAGUUACAGCCGAAGUAUCUAAUGAUGAUAGCUUCACUUGGUGGCGAGGAGGGAAACUAUCAAAAGUUAUACUCCUGAAGGCAGUCUUGUUGAAGCCAACGAUAAGGAAAGCAGCUUGGCAAGGUGGUGUGAAAAAGUUUCCUGAAUUUAAUUACGGUGAUGGUUCUCACAUUCCUAAAAGAAGCAGGCGGUCUAUUUGGAAAGCUGCAGUUGAAAGUAGCAAAAACAUUUCUCAGCUUGCUUUUCAGGUUAGGUACCUUGACAAGAACAUAAGAUGGAGUGAACUUGUACGCCCAGAGCAAAACGUGCAAGAUGUUAAGGCAGGUCCAGAGACAGAGGCCAGUGUUUUUAGGAACGCUAGUAUACGUGACAAAAAGAUUAUAGAUAAAAAGGUUAGAUAUGGAGUUGCCUUUGGAAAUCAGAAGCACCUUCCGUCUCGUGUCAUGAAGAACGUCAUCGAAGUCGAGAAAACUGAAGAUGGGAACGAAAAGUUUUGGUUUGCUGAAGCACGCGUUCCCUUAUAUCUGAUCAAAGAAUAUGAAGAAAGUUUACGUAGGGUCCAUGUGCCUUUUAUCAAGAAGCAAUCAGAAAGAUUGUCAAAGCUACAGAGAAAGCAACUGAAAGCUUCUCGAGCAAACAUAUUUUCUUAUCUAGCCUCUAGGAGGGACAAGACGGAGAAGUGCUCUUGUGCGUCAUGCCAUCUUGAUGUUUUGUUGAGGGAUGCAACGACAUGCAGUUCAUGCCAAGGUUUCUGUCACAAGGAAUGUACUAGUAUGAGUACACAACACAUAGCUGGAAAGGUUGAAACUCUGGUAACCUGCAAACGGUGCUACCUUGCAAGAGCUCGUUCACUAAUCACUAUCAAUCACAGACAUCCAACAACACCCACUGUCCUGAUCAAUGGACAACAUCAAAACGCAGUCACUCCAGUCACUAAGACACAGAUUAAGCCUCUUGUUAAGCAGAUACCAUCUUCCAACACAGGCGACAAGGCUUCAGGAGUUAAACAAGUCACUCCUGAUUCUAAUAUGGCACCCAUGAGUCAACACAAGACAUUGUCUUGGGGUGUUAUAUGGAGGAAGAAGAACUCGGACGACACAGGUGCUAGCUUCAGACGUCAAAAUGUUGUGUUGGCUGCACAGUCUGAUCAGCCGAAUCCGGGACCAGUUUGUUGGCUAUGCAAACUACCGUAUAAUCACGGUCAAACGUACAUCCACUGUACAAGCUGUGACAAGUGGUACCACAUUGAAGCGAUUAAACUCGAGGAGUCAAAAAUUCAUGAAGUUGCUGGGUUCAAGUGUUGCAGAUGCCGUCGUAUACGAGCACCAGAUUGUCCUUACAUGGAUCCCAAACUCAAGGAAGAGAGACAGAAGAGAAACGCAUUCUUCCAGCGCCAGAGACAUAAGAAAGGAAAUACCAGAACGGAUUCUGAUUCUGAAAUAAUGUCUGAACCAAGAGACUCGGUACCCUCUACUCUCUCGUUUCCCCUCGAAGAUGGCUUUGUUCCUAAGGAUCUGGAUGUUGAAUGGAAUGGCGAUGGUUCUGUGCCGGGACCCCAGAAGCUACCAGUUAAGAGACAAGUCAAACGUGAAGACACAGAAGGGAACAAUAAUCUUUCUUAUAUAGACUUUUCAACGCAUCUAGAAUCAGUGCCUUUUGUGAGACCAGAAAUGGAGCCAACAUUGCCUGUCAUGGAAUUGAAUGCAUCUGACAGCAGCAACAACAACGAGCUAAUGUUUGACUACGAAGACAUGGAAUUCGAACCCCAAACCUAUUUCUCGCUGACCGAGUUGCUUACAGCAGAUGAUAGUGGCCAGUGCAAUGGAUAUGGCUAUGACAAGGAUGCUUCAGGAAACGCUGAUAACCCAAACCCUCAGGUUGAGACAAUGGGACAGUGGAGAGCAUUUCUCAAUGACGAUACAAAACCAUGUCAGAUAUGUAUGCAUGUGGAGCCAGGGGCUGAUCUCACAUGCCAGACUUGUAAUAUCACAAUACAUUCCCACUGCUCUCCAUGGGAGGAGGAAUCUACUUGCACCAGAGGUAACUGGAGAUGCGGUCCCUGCCGUGAGUGGAUGUAGACUGGCUUAUAUAGGCUAACUGCUUCUAGGGGUUUUGAUUAACACGAGGAACUUGUAUUGUCAAAAGAAGUCAAUUAAAUGCACAUGAAAGUAAUGUAAAAGUCUCAAGCUCAUGAUUUUUUUUUUUGUUGGUUUUAAUCCCUUGCGUCUUCCUAAGACCAA
Brassica oleracea var. oleracea is the source of this 5044-nucleotide messenger RNA. RefSeq lists its product as uncharacterized. Lineage: Eukaryota; Viridiplantae; Streptophyta; Magnoliopsida; Brassicales; Brassicaceae. The transcript has 9 exons. The record is from RefSeq and is a predicted model, not a curated record. Bases 299 to 4882 code for a protein of 1527 amino acids.